AUUCGACUGUGCUGAAAUAAAAAUAAGGCAAAAACUAGAAAAAAAAGCAAGCAGAUAUUUAGUUUUCUUGUGUCAUAAUUGACAUAUAAUUUCGUAAUUAAUUUUUUGUAUCGUUUUUUUUCGUAGUAAUAACGAAUUACUACAAUUGUUUCCCCAGUACAUUGAUGUUCGAGGAAAAGUGGGCGGUUAUUCGAACGUUAUUAUUUACUGUCACAUCUGUUUUGGCGAAUGAGAGCGCACGUUGUCUUCGCUAAAUCGCUGUUUUCUUUUAUUAUCAGUUUUGGUACGCAAUUACACGGACGUACCAAGUGGGCGCUCGUAUCUUUGCGUUUUAGAAUGUAAAUGCCCAUACCAACUCGAGCAGCUCCUCGGCCGCCCUCCAAUUUUGGAACUCAAAUUAACUCAGGCUGGAGUAACAAUGAUCCUUUCGGUACUACCAUGCAACCAAAUCAGAAGAAAAAACCACCGCCGCGUCCUCCUCCACCGCGAUUCAAAAAGGAUUCUUUUCCCCGAAACGACGAUAAAACUAAGAAGCCAGUAAGGCCGACGGAAUUAUUGACCAACAUAUUUGGACGGAAGACGCAAAGGAAACAGGAAAUUCCGAAUUUAGCAUUGUCAAGCUCACGAUUCCAAAGCGGGAAUUCGCAAUCAAACAGUACGGUGGAUCCUGGGGUUUCAUUGAUAGAUCUGAGUCCUCCUGGAUCACCAACGUUUACAACGAGAUCAAAUAGCGACGGUGUUAGCGUGGACAGUUUUGGUAGCGACGGGAAUUCGAAUCCGUCGGUUUUUACGAGUAGCGGCAAUACGUCGCAGACGGAAAGUGCCUUCGAGGACGAUUUCGACUUUUUCGGAAGUUUGUCGAGCAGCAAAACGAGCAGUAACGAUCCAUGGAAGGUGACGAGCAGUCACGAUCCGUUCUCACAGUUGUCAUCGAGUAACGCGAGUACUUCAAUUUCAACAAAACGUAUCGGUGAUGCAAAUUUCUUUGCUUACAACGAUACGCUUCCGAGCAAUUCAACCACUUUUAAUCCACCGGUUACGAACUCUGUGGCAACGAUGCCCACUAUUAUUCGCGCGAGACCCCCAAAACCACCGGCUCCAAAAUGUCUCAAUCGAAGUCUAGCACCUAUAGUCACAGAUUUCAGUCAUCCCUCAACUUCCAACUUUUCCAAUGGUAAUGUGCCUUCUGGAGGAUCUUCGGGAACCACUUUCAAUCCCAUCAACGAAUGGCCCGAUUACGACGACAAUCCUUCGCCGCCGAUGCCUUCGAUACCUCCGCCCGCUCCACCGUCCGAAUACCUUCAAGAAAUCGAAGCUCCAUCGAAUAAAACAAACGCCUUCCCCCACGGAAUCGCGCUUUAUGAUUUCGCCGCUUCCCAAUCAGGCGAUCUUCCUCUAAAGCAAGGUGAGACCGUAACGUUGCUCAGAGCCAUUAAUGAGGAAUGGCUCGAAGGUCGAAUCGGCAAUCGCACAGGGAUAUUUCCUGCUAAUUUCGUCGAUGUCGUUGUCCCCUUACCAGGAGUUUCAAAUCACGUUGUUAACGCACUUUACACGUUCAACGGUGAAACUUGGGAAGAUCUUCCCUUCGAGGAAGGCGCCAAAAUAACGGUACUAUCAAAAAUAUCGAACGAUUGGCUGUUCGGUGAAUACCGAGGUAAGAAAGGACAAUUUCCGGCGAACUAUGUUGACAGAGUUCCGCAGGAUUUGCCCAAAUCAUCGUAAACCAGAAAGUAUAAAAAAGGAAACUCGAUUCGAUUAGUUCGGGGAGGAGGAAAAUUCCUGUUACAUUUUCUCAAAUUGAAGUUCAUCGAGUGGAAGAUUCGAAAGAAGGGGUAUGGAAGGAGUUAACCGAGAAUACUUUCACUUCCCAACACUCGAUCGCAAUCAUUCUACGGAGCAUGAACCGCAUCGUUUCGAUGUAGUUACUCGUCUAUUUGCUAUAAUUUACCGCAGGACAGAAUUUGCUUCCUUCUUCGUUCGAAUCGAAAUUUUCCAGCGUAAGUCGUAGGUGGUUUUCAUAAUUAAAGCAGGAACACGAGUUCGAGUGUUAUAUAGCUUAAUUUGAAACUUGAAAACGAAUACUCUGCGAAACUACCGACGCUAUCAUAUCUUGAGUGUGCUUAUUGUUCGGAUAAUAUUCUCACGUACGUCCAAACGUCACGAACAUUUUCGCUACCACGUGUUUCGAAAAUGGGGCGUUGCUUUAAUGAGAAGCACCGAUAAGUGUUAGCUGAGUGUACCGCGUUAAUACUAUUUGUUGUAUUUUAAAAAGAAUUUUUGCGCUUAACGAGAUACAUCAAAGAAUUUGUACAUUGCGAGUCGUUGAAGAUUCAAAAAUUUCGGGGAAAGGGAGAAUAUUUCUUUUGAAUAUUCGAGCGGUUAUGAAAAAGUGUAAAAUUUGAAUAUACAUAUACACGUGUAAGAGAUUAAUUUAUCACGCCUGGUUAAUUUUAGUUUCGCUUCAUAACGAACGAAUAAGCUAAAGUUCUCUUGUAUAUAACUUCCGAGAUAGCUUCUAUCGAUUGAACGCUCAUUUUUGCUAUAAUUGUCCAUUACUUUGUAGAAGGGGCGAGACGAAGAUUUUUCUUUUUCGAGACGACGCGAGUCUUGGCGAACUUGGCUUAUAAUCGAUGAAGAAUUAUUUUUUGUUUUUUUUUUCUUUUUCUUUCCCUUAUCUCAAACGAUACAUUUUAUAUGAAUUAUUUCUUCUUUAAUUCUCAGUAUUAACUCGUUUCCAAAUUCGGUUAUUGUGAAUAUUAGUCGGGGACCAAAACUAAUAUCACCUUUUUACAAUCGUAAUAACACUUCGGAAGACAUAUCCGGUCGUUGAAAGAAGAGAGGGAUUAUGAAAGAGUUUUAACAAACUUUGUAAAACGCUUUAUAUAUUUACACAUAUAUUGUACACGAUUAAACAUCGUUCAGCGACUGUUUCAUAUCCCGUACUGAUACAGAAUGUGAUAUUUUUCCGCCGUCAAUAUACAAAAUUUCAAGAUA
Molecule: messenger RNA, 2994 nt
Organism: Venturia canescens
Lineage: Eukaryota; Metazoa; Arthropoda; Insecta; Hymenoptera; Ichneumonidae
Product: lethal (3) 05822
Exons: 6
Coding region: 343-1722 (459 amino acids)
Biological process (GO): endocytosis; plasma membrane tubulation; actin cortical patch localization
Cellular component (GO): Rvs161p-Rvs167p complex; actin cortical patch; mating projection tip
Molecular function (GO): protein binding; lipid binding
Source: RefSeq, a predicted model, not a curated record